Ahaetulla prasina is the source of this 6935-nucleotide messenger RNA. It is a transcript of the gene ADAM23, whose product is annotated as ADAM metallopeptidase domain 23. The record is from RefSeq and is a predicted model, not a curated record. Gene Ontology annotation, biological process: proteolysis. The transcript is spliced from 26 exons. Gene Ontology annotation, cellular component: presynaptic membrane. Gene Ontology annotation, molecular function: metalloendopeptidase activity. Lineage: Eukaryota; Metazoa; Chordata; Lepidosauria; Squamata; Colubridae. The coding region runs from base 2023 to 4503 and encodes 826 amino acids.
AAAAUAUGAAGCUGUUAGCUGGACAAUGCUAACCAGCAGCAUCUGCAGAAAAGAUUAAUACAGCAAGAUGAUAGUUGAAGCCCCACCUUUUUUUAAAAAAAAAAACUUCAUUUAAUGUUAACACACAAAAAGGCCAGGGCUCUGAUUACAGCUGCCAUCAUGCUUGUUUUGAUCCCUCCUCUCCACUGAGGCUGGUGAUACUAAUCCAAUACAAAUAAGUGAAGAAAUUACAAGAGUAACAAACUUCCUAGGCUACAAGAAUAGACAGAGAGGGUGACUAUUGCCAUGAAAUAGAUAGCUCGGGAGACAAGAAAUUAGACAAAACAUUUAAGUGAAGAAAUGUCUUAUGGACCAACAGGUUCUGUCGCCAAGCCUGUGGCUGCUGUGAAAUCUGGAUCAUUUUAAAAAAAGCCAAAUCUGGGAAAAAAAAUUCCUUUUGAGUUGUGCAGAGUAAGUUUAUUGAAGAACAAGCAAAAAGAACAAACCAUUCAAAACUAGAUGAAAUAAAACCACUGGAAGCACUACUACUGAUGCUAAAGCUUAAAUAGGUGACAGGUAAAUACAAAGUCACUGGAGAAAAACCUGAUACUUGGAAAAAUCAAAAACAGUCAAAAGGGCUGUCAGAAAACAAGGUAACUAGAAAUAUCCUUUCCAUGAAGACGGCAGCACAAGUUUGCAAAAACAGAGAAGCAGUUGCUUACAAGCUCCUGAAAUGAUGUUCAUUGGGUCUCAGAGAAUGCCUGAAUGACAAGAGAUACAAAAAAGUUGUCAGGAAGAUCACAGUUUCAGCAAGGGAAGUCAUAUAAAUACUUUUAUACCAGGGUGAUUGCAUCGUAAUCAUUUCUCCCUCCUAUAAUCAUUCUUUAGACCUUUUUUUUUUUAAAAAAAAGCAGCUACCUCUACAGUCCAGCCCUCUCGUUCACUAAUGACAUUAAGCAAGGCUUGCGGUAUCUAUUCGUAAUUACAGUAUUUAUUCACCGGCCAGAAACUACUCAGGAGAAAGACCCAGUACAUGGCUGGAGAGGCAGGAGCCAACUGCAAGUGAAAAACGACAUCUGGUAACUGAUGGUCCCGAGAAGUGGCGGAAGCAGCACGAUUCGAGACCAUCUCAGCUGUUAAAUUAAUGCAGGUCCCUUCUAGCCCUCCCCGCCUUUUUGGCUUUGCCACUGCAGCAAAUCUCGAAGGGAGAGGACGUCGGGACAAGAAUUGCACGGGUAAGAAGCGGGCGGAACGCCGCAUGCAGCUCCGAGGGCCGCGCCGCUCGUCCCCUUCCCGAGCCCGAGAUGCUGCAUCACGACACCUGCUAGUCCCUUCCGCGCUAUUCUCGCUCGCCUCUUAGGUCUAACGCCGCCCCCGCCGUGCCACGCCACGCCACGCCACGCCACGCCCGUCCCGGUCAGGUCCUCUCAAGAGCCGGAGGAAGCAUCUGUCCCCGUCCCCCCCGCAUGCGCGCUCUUUUAACUGUGCCCUCCCCCUUUCCCCCCCCCUCCGCCCCGUGACGGCAGGGGCUGCAGCUGCCGGGGGAGGAAGACUGUGGCCGGGUCUCGACGUCAUCCUGUGCAGUGCGCGGGGCAUUGAAAGGUGAAUGGCAGAGAGGGCGAGAAGAGCGCGAGCGACUGUCAGCCCAGCCCGCAGCAGCAGCAGCAGCAGCAGCAGGAACAGCAGCAGCAGGAGGAAGAAGGCGGCGCCGAGGUUUGCUUCUGCUCUUCCCAGGAGGGGCGCCCGCAGAUAAUGGAGCGGAGGCGGUAGGAAGGUGUCGCGCUGGAGGCAGCGGCAGCAGCGGAACAAAAAAGCGGAGUCACUGCGCCGCGUCUUCCCUUCGCCUCCAGCAAUGUGAGGACAGAAGUGCCGCGACCGCCGUUGCGUGACCGCUCGACCGCCGCUUUCUUCCAGGGGGAAGGGGGCAGUGCCGCCGCUCUCCCCCCCCCGACUCCCCACGCUGCUCCUCACAAUUCCGACGAGGCAGGCGACUCCCUUCACCACCGCCCGCCCUGCCCCCCCCCUCCCGCAAAGCUAUGAGCCAUGAAGCCGCCUGGCAGAAGUUCUCUGCGGCAGCCCUUCUCUGGCAGCUGCCGGCACCGCCGAUCCUCUAACGCUCCCUUCUCAGCCUGCCUGGCGCGGCUACCUCUGCUCGGCUUCUUCCGCCGUUUCCUUUUGGCGUUCCUGCUGCUCUGCUGUGGACGCCCAGAGAGCUGGGGGGUCAUUGCGGACACCGCUAUCCAUUGGAAUGAAACUUUGGAAAAAACAGAAACCAUACUGGCAAAUGAGGACACUGCAUUUCAACAGACUAACAAUAGUAGUAGCAAAAAUAACAAUUAUAGCAGUGCAUUCCAAAAAGAAAUCACAUUGCCUUCAAGACUUAUUUAUUAUUUGAACAAAGACUCUGAAAGUCCCUACCAUAUUUUGGAUACUAGGACAAGAUACCAGCAAAAACACAGUAAGGCUGUGCAUCUAGCUCAGGCAAGUUUCCAGAUUAAAGCUUUCAGUUCUAUGUUUAUUCUUGACCUCUCCCUCAACAAUGACUUAUUAUCUGCUGAUUAUGUGGAAAUUCAUUAUGAAGAUGACAAACCACAAUAUUCAAAGGGAGGGGAACACUGCUAUUAUCAUGGAAGCAUCAGAGGCAUCCCAAAAUCCAAAGCUGCUAUUUCUACCUGUAAUGGACUUCAUGGCAUGUUUGAAGACAAUACUUAUGUCUACCUGAUAGAACCUUUGGAGUUAACUCACAGCACGAGCAGUGCAGGUAGACCACAUGUCAUUCGGAGAACAUUUGGAUCAAAUGCCUUCAGUCAAUUGGAAGAUCUCGAUACAGAUUCCACAUCUGAUUGGUCCUUCCUGUCUGAGCUGCAGUGGCUAAGAAGAAGAAGAAGGGCUGCAGUGCGUGGCAUCUUUGAAGAAAUGAAAUACUUGGAGCUCAUGAUUGUUAAUGACUAUAAAAUGUUCAAAAAACAUCGGUCGUCCCAUAGUAAUACGAAUAACUUUGCGAAAUCGGUGGUAAAUCUUGUGGAUGCUAUUUACAAGGAGCAACUAAACACCAGAGUUGUUCUAGUUGCUGUUGAAACCUGGUCAGACAGAGAUCGUAUUCAUGUCCACUCGGACCCACGGCAGAUGCUUCAUGAUUUUUCCCGAUAUCGACAGAACUUCAUCAAGCAACGUGCUGAUGCUGUACAUCUCCUCUCGAAUGUGACAUUUCAUUAUAAAAGAAGUAGCCUAAGCUAUUUUGGAGGAAUUUGUUCGGUGGCUAGAGGUGUUGGAGUAAAUGAGUAUGGGCUUUCCUGGGCAAUAGCACAAGAAUUGUCCCAAAGCUUGGCUCAGAAUCUAGGAAUACAGUGGGAGCCAGCAUCCAGAAAACCAAAAGGAUGUGAUUGUACAGAAUCCUGGGGUGGAUGCAUCAUGGAGGAAACAGGUGUCUAUCACCCCAGAAAAUUCUCAAAGUGCAGCAUUGCAGAAUACAGAGAUUUUUUACUCCGAGGAGGAGGUUUUUGUCUUUUUAACAGGCCUACAAAGUUGUUUGAUGCCACUGAAUGUGGAAAUGGGUAUGUGGAACCAGGUGAAGACUGCGACUGUGGUAUCCAAACGGACUGCCAUGCAGAGUGCUGUAAAAAAUGUUCCCUUUCUAAUGGAGCUCAUUGCAGUGAUGGUCCAUGUUGUAAUGAAACCUGCCUUUUUUUUCCACGAGGCUUUGAGUGUCGCUAUGCAGUGAAUGAAUGUGAUAUUACAGAAAUCUGUACUGGUGACUCUGGCCAGUGUCCACCGAAUCUUCAUAAGCAAGAUGGAUUUGCUUGUGAUUCAAAUCAGGGACGUUGCUACAGUGGAGAGUGUAAGACAAGAGAUAAUCAAUGCAAAUACAUCUGGGGCAAUAAGGCUUCAGGGUCUCACAAACACUGUUACGAGAAGCUUAAUACAGAAGGUACGCAGAAAGGAAACUGUGGAAAAGACGGAGACAAAUGGAUUCCUUGCCACAAACAUGACGUGUUCUGUGGAUUAUUGCUUUGUGCAAAUCUUGAUGGGGUUCCACGAAUUGGUCACCUUCAGGGAGAAAUUAUUCCAACUUCUUUUUUCCACCAAGGUGUUGUAGUAAACUGCAGUUGUGCACAUGUACUUUUAGAUGAUGAAACAGAUUUAGGAUAUGUAGAAGAUGGGACUCCCUGUGGUCCUAAUAUGAUGUGUAUGGAUCGAAGAUGCCUCUCUAUUCAGUCCUUGAACAUAAGCAGCUGUCCUAUGGAUGCUAAUGGAAAAGUUUGUUCGGGACAUGGGGUGUGCAGUAAUGAAGCCACCUGCAUUUGUAACACUACUUGGGCAGGUACAGAUUGUAGCAUGUUUGAUCCUAGAAGGAAAGAUGACUCAGAGAAACCAAGUGGACCAAAGGGUCCUAGCGCCACCAAUCUUAUAAUAGGUUCCAUCGCUGGUGCCAUCCUGGUAGCAGCUAUUGUCCUUGGGGGGACAGGAUGGGGCUUUAAAAAUGUAAAAAAGAGAAGAUACGAUCCAAAUCAACAAGGCAUCUAAGGAAUUCCCUGGAAGAAUGUGGCUGUGCUUGAAUGUGGACUCUGGCUAUGGAGGCUCUUUGAAGCAGCUGGCUCUUCCUGCAGCAGAAGCAUACCAGUCAUUGUCUACCAGUGGCAAGCGGAGGCAUUGAUGAAAGGGCUGAAGGAAAACUGUCCUUUACUGGAGAUUUAAAUUCAAGGACUUCCUCCACUCAUUUCUUUCUUUUUUUGGGGAUGUUAGGGACAAAACAAACUUUGGGAAGGAACUAUUUCGCCUAUUUUUUGUUCUAAACAAAAAUGGAGCAAACAAACCAAGCGCAAUAAGUAAACUCUUUCAAACUAUUUAAAUAGGUAAAGAAUUUCUUAAUAAUUUGAGUUCGCAUGAUCUUUUAAUAUUAAUGGCAGACUCCAGUGGCAUGAUAAUUUCUGAAAUGGUGAACUGCAUGGCAUAAACACAGCAAACAAGCUAGCAAGAGGGUCCCAAAUAAAAUCUAUUUACCAAGAACAUAAUAGAACAAAACACAGAAGAGCUGAUUCUAGGUUUUACCUAUGAAACAGAGGAUAAUUCCUUAAUUCUACCUAUUAUAGGUAUUUUUCUUUAUUUUAUUUCUUUAUUGCUUUAGGGCAAGCCUCUUUGAGGAAUGGCAAAUCAUACUACAUUGAAAUAUAUUUUUAAAAAAGGCUUUGGGGGAAGUCUUAUCAAACUCCAUUAUUACACAUUUCUAAAAUGUUUCGUUCCAUACGUGAUCUUAAGUUGUAUGCAUUCUUAAAAUGUUGCUCCUAUUUAAUUUUGGGGUAGCACUUUAUAUUUUAGAGGUUUGGGCAUAGUGCAGGGAAAUUCCACAAAUAAGAGGUACGCUUUUUAAAUAUGUAUGCUUGAAACCAAAAAAAAAAAAAAGGUCCAUCCAAAACCAAUAUGUGUAAAUGCAUAUGUAUACAAUGAUUUUUUCCUCUUCAAAUGCAUUAUUUGCAUCCAUGCAGAUAUUUUGUAUAUAUUGUAAGAAGCUGACACCCUCUCAAAUUAAUCACAGAAGUGCCAAGCUUAUGUCUUUUUCAUUUUGCCAUAUUGUUUUCUUUUCUCAGUCUCAUAUUGUAUGACAGGAAAGAAGCCUAAAUAAGCCUUAAGUACUUGUAAAAUACUGAGAGCUUUUAACUGGUUAAGGCAUUUGGUGUAUUGUUUUAUAAAGCCCAGUCUCCCCUCACCCUCAGGACUCCUUUCAUUUUUUGAAAGUGCAUAAACAGUAUCCAGAUAUCCAUGUCUUUUUGAAUUUAUUUCUGUAGUACGUAAUUAUUUUUUCAAAGCAUAGCUUUGAACCUUCCUAUUAGGCUACAUGUGGUUACUGUCAUGGAGAUCUGAAUUAGAAAAAAGGAGAAUUUACCAGAUAACAUUGAAUCCUGCUUAAACAGAGAAGUGGCAUUCAUGAAACAAUAAUUUAGCCUCUUCCCUUCUCCCAAGCAUCCAAGCUCUGCCAUAAUCACGGCUUUUCAUCACUUCUCUAAUUAGCAAAUGUGAAAAGCCGAAAUGAUAAAUUCCAGUAACUACCAAAGUGUAGUAGAAAUAAAGCUUGCUUAUAUAGAUGCACCUCUGCUGGCCAACUACAAAUUAAUAUUAUGCCAAUAUACAAGGCAGCAUCCCACUCUGGUUUUGUUAGCACUGGUGGUGCAGCAGCUGCUGCAGUUGUGCUUAGGCGUUUUCUACGCCUGUGUGCCGAUGUUAAUUAAGCAAUCAUGGUCAUUAAAGCAGCCAUAAGAUAACAAACAUAUUGUUAUCCUUUAUUACAGUUGCUAUGACAUCAGAGCAGUAUUAACUCAACCUGUAAUCAUAUCCAAAACUCCAAAUGCUUGAUCAUUCAUUGCAAUGGAAGACUGCUUUGGAAUAAGUUUUAAGUGCAUAAUGAAAAAGCUACUUACUUAAUAGCUUUUUUCCCAGUCACAGGUAUUUGGGCAUGAGCUAUUUAUAAUUCGAUUAAUCAGAUAGAAAUCAUUUCAAUAUGUAUAUAAAUGUUUUAUUCUUUUAAGAUAUUUUACCCAUUGUGUAUUAGCAUUAAAAAAACAAAGCAAAGCAAAAUCUGAUACUUUUCAAAUUAUGUUUGAAUUUAUUUUUAGAUUAUCCUGGGUCACUUAAUAUUAUACCCAUGAUGGCGAACCUAUGGCACCUGUGCCACAGGUGGCACGCGCAGCCAUAUCAGUGGGCACGUGAGCUCAGCUCCGGCAUGCAUGUACACACUAGCUAGCUGAUUUUCGGGCCUUCUGGGCCCACUAGAAGAGGGAAACAGGCUAUUUCCUGCCUACGGAGAGCCUGGGGGGGUGGGGAAGGCCCAUUUUUUGCUCUCCCCCUCUCUAGAGCCUCUAGGAGCCUGGGGAGGAUGAAAAUGGCCUCCCCCUCCCCCUCCCCCUGGAGGCCCUCCGGAAGCCGGAAACUGCCCGUUUGCCAACUUCCGGUGGGACCAGAAG